Messenger RNA from Xylaria bambusicola, 1729 nucleotides. RefSeq lists its product as uncharacterized. The coding region runs from base 207 to 1445 and encodes 412 amino acids. Gene Ontology annotation, cellular component: membrane. The transcript has 5 exons. NCBI's taxonomy places the organism in Eukaryota, Fungi, Ascomycota, Sordariomycetes, Xylariales, Xylariaceae. The record is from RefSeq and is a predicted model, not a curated record.
UAUUAGAUGGUGUAAGUCGGCUUUAGGUUUACGAGUUCCCGACUUCGGGCCGGAUACCCUUGUGAUAUAAACUGUGGGUCGCCGUGUUCUCGUUUUUUUUUUUCUUCCCCUCCAGUAAACGCCAGGAAGCAGACCGGGAGGAAACAACAUUUGUAAACAAUUCACCGAAUAAGACUACACAAUACCCCAGGAGAGUAUUUCCGAGAAUGAGUUAUGGAACACAAGCCGGCGGGCAUAAGGGGUUGUCCGGACCGGACCGGCACAACCCGGUCACAUCUAUGUCGCCGCCUGCCGUGCACCCUGACGGUGGCGAUGGCGACUUGACAUCCGCGCAGGAAUGCAGGAGCUAUAUGAGAUGUGCACGUGAAUUUUAUGAGAGGAACUUUGGGCUGUUCUUGGUGUUCUCGGCGCAAACUUUUGGCUCAGUGAUGAACACGGCGGCAAAGCUAUUGACAGCCAAAGAUUCGCCGAACCAGUUUCAUGCCCUACACAUCAUCUUUGUCCGCAUGUUAGCGACGGCCAUUUUGGGCACAUUGUACAUGUGGUAUAAGAAAGUCCCCAACUUCCCCAUGGGCCCGCGAAAUAUGUUUGGUUUGCUGGUCGCGCGUGGAACCUCUGGAUUCGUGGGGCUUUUCGGCCUGUACUACUCGCUCUCAUAUUUGGAAAUAUCAGAUGCUACCGCCAUAUCCUUCCUAGUGCCAACUUGGACUGCUUUUCUUUGCUAUAUCUGGCUACAUGAGCCAUAUCGCAUCCAAGAGGCGGUCUCGGGCCUCAUUUCCCUAGUUGGCGUUCUCCUUAUCGCGCGACCGGCAUUUCUGGUUAGAAAUCCAAGUGUGUCAGCGCCAGAUCUGGAAAAUUUUGCAGUGACGAUGUUCAUCGUAGACGGAUCUCUGGACAGCCCACCAGUCGUAGGCUCUCCUUCCUCACCGCGGCGGACGCUUGCUGUAAUCUGUUCUAUCCUUGGCACCUUCGCAGCCGCAACGGCUUACAGCACAAUCCGGGUCAUCGGUAAACGAGUCCAUUCGCUGAUUAGUGUAAACUAUUUUGCGGGAUUGUCAACGAUUGCCUCUGGCCUGAUUAUCCUAGUUCACCCAGACCUCCAAUUCAUCCUUCCCAGGGGAGCUCUGCAGUGGUCCCUAUUGCUCAUCAUCGGCAUAUCUGGAUUCCUUCUACAAUUUCUGUUGACCGAGGGACUACAACGAGAGAAAGGCGGUAGAGCGACGAAUAUGACGUAUUUUCAAAUGGUGCUAGCGCUUAUCAUCGAGCGAGUCAUCUGGGGAACGACACCACCGGUGCUGAGUCUCGUCGGUAGCGUUUUGAUUAUCGGCGCGGCGAUAUGGCUGAGUCUGCAAAAGGCCAAGCCAAACGAGGUAAAAGUAAGGACUGCUCCUAUUGAUGAGGAGACUAGCUUGCUGGGAUCCAGUAGGAGACAAGGUGAGGCAUAGCACACAUAAUAGGUACAUGACAUGAAGUUAGGACGAACAAUUAAAGAUAUUAUCCAUUUCAAUCCAUGUAUACACUGUUCCGAAUAAGAGGCGCAUUGGCGUGGCAUAUUGUACUUCAUUCGUAUCCAAGGGAGAUGAGUGACUGAUAAAAGCCUUUUUCAUUUUCAUUUUUUUUUUCUUCCCAAGCAUCUACACGUUGAUUUCAUCAUUACCGAGUCUCUGGGCUUUGAUGCUCAUAUGUAUCUAUAGAUAAUUGGCCGUCGGCAGGAAAUCCUUCGUAGGUA